This is a messenger RNA of Cannabis sativa, 5398 nucleotides long. RefSeq lists its product as uncharacterized. The record is from RefSeq and is a predicted model, not a curated record. NCBI's taxonomy places the organism in Eukaryota, Viridiplantae, Streptophyta, Magnoliopsida, Rosales, Cannabaceae. Gene Ontology annotation, molecular function: zinc ion binding. The coding region runs from base 2745 to 5168 and encodes 807 amino acids. The transcript has 3 exons.
AUGGGUCUGGACAAAAGAAUCAAAUGGUCUGUUUUCAACCAAGUCUGCCUAUCUUAUUCAAGACCUUGAUCGGGCUCCCUUGUACAACAUUGUUCCGGCACUAUAGAACAAACUUUAGAACUCAAAGAUUUUGGAGCGACACAAGGUCCAUUGGUGGAGUAUCCUUUCCAAUACUCUACCCUUACGAGCCCCUCUUGCUAAGAGAAUGAGUUUUGAGGAGGUUUCCUGCCCUAUUUGUGGGGAGGCUGAGGAGACCACAGAGUACUUGUUCCUGUAUUGCAACUUUGCCUUCCACCUUUGGCGAUCUUCUCCUUGGGGGGUUAUGCAUGUUCUGGAUUCAGGAGCCUGAAUGUGGGACUGGGUUACUUUUCUAUGGAAUCUUAAAUCCAGAGGAGUUGAUACUGAUGAGUUGUUCCUCUAUGCCUCGAUUGUGGUAAAUACGAUUUGGAGGGCCCGCAACAACAAGGUACAUAGUAAAUCAAUGGGUAACAUUAAACACUAUAUUGACUCUAUUUCUUCUUGUUACACAGAUUAUGGCUCCUGCCUUCUUUCCCCUCCACAGUCUGUUGGGACUCAGGAUUGGUCUCCGUCGCCGGAAGAUUGUGUUAAAAUCAACUGCGAUGUCAAAGUCGGAGGUGAACUAUGUGUGCUGUGGCGAUUGCGAGAGACCAUAACGAAUCAGUUUUGUGGGUGGCGGCAAAAAUGCUACACUUCUCUGACCUACUCAUUGGAGAAGCUGCGGCCUGUCUUUUAGCCAUGGAGACGGCGGUCUCAUUGUAUCAUCCUUUUGUUUUGGUGGAGAGUGAUUCAGAGAUUGUUAUCAAGAACCUAAAAGGGGAUAACUCUAUUUGGGGGAUUGAGAACUAUGUGCGUCAUUGCAAGCUCCUCUCUACUUUUAUGACUAAUUGUAAUUUUUCUUGUAUAGCUAGAAACUGUAACUACGCGGCCCAUAAUGUGGCCAAAUGGGCGUUUGCCAACAAUGUUACGGGCAUGGUAGAGAUACAUACUAUACCUAUUAAUAUCUUUUAUAAUGAUCAUGAGGUCUAACUUCAAUUUUAUUUAUAAAUGCAUUUUUCAAAAAAAAAAAAUAUUUUAGAUUUAAAUAAUUAUUUUAUAUAGAGACAUAUGCAUAUAUUAAUAUUAUAUAUUUAAAAUGAAUAAAAUAUAUUAAAACUAUAAAAAAUGAGAAGUUUUGGUAAUGUAAUUUAAAAAAGUAAUGUAUGGUGUAAUUUAAAAAUAUGCUGUAAAAUAAAAAAAUAGAAUUUUUUAGUAAUAUGUUUUAAAAAUGGCUAAUUAGUAUAAUUUAGAACUUUGACAUGUAUUAAAUUAUGCCCCCUGAACAUUUUAGGCCGUUAAAAAUUCUCCCUGAACUAUUGAGAUUGUUAGAUUUAAGGACUUUUGUCUAAUUUUAGUAAAAAAAUUCUAACAUGGAUGAAAGUUCAAGGGGCAUGAUUUAGUACAUAUCAAAGUUUGAGGGACAUGAUUUGGUAGAUAUCAAAGUAUGGGGAGCAUGGUUUAGUACAUAAACAAUCACUGAAACAGUAAAAUUUAAUGAAAUUAGACAAAAGUCCUUAAAUUUAACAAUCUCAAUAGUUCGAAGGGAAUUUUUAAUGGCAAAAAAAGUUUAGGGGCACGAUUUGGUACAUGUCAAAAUUCAGGGGAAAAAAUUACUAAUUAGCCUUUAAAAAUAGAGUAAAAAAUCAGUUAAUAGUACUCUAAGUUAGAUUUCACAUGACUAAUUUUUUUUUUUUUAACAAUAAACAUUUCAUCCAAAAUAAUUAAAAAUACUUGUUCAAAAAAUAUAAAAAUAAAAAUACUUCUAAUUAUGAUCAGAUGAAAUUAUUAAUUUAUAAAAAUGCAUUCAACCCAUGUGUAUUGUGUGCUUCUUCCACAUAUCUAAUUUAUAAACGUGGAGCAUAUAUAAAAUAAAGAUAUCUAAAAGAAACUGUAUAAUACAAUAUCAUCUCACAAAAAUCCUAACUUAAUACAAUUUAAAGUUAUCGAGAAAGUAAAGACCAAAGCCAAACCAUUAGUAUCUAUAACAUGUAAAUGUAACCCAAACACAAAAAACCAACCCAAAAUUACGACUUACCUUUAAUUAACGAUAAAAAUUCCUGCGAAUCCUACAAAAAUAUUAUAGAACACAUAGAGCUAAACCAUUUAUAAUAAAAGUUAAAUUUUUUAGAAAAAUAUGAAAUAAAUAUAAUAAGAAUGACAAUUAGUGUUUUAGUGUUGACACAUGUGAAAACGAACACGAUAUCAUCAUUAAUCGUAUCGAUCCAAUUUUGACACAUAAAUUAAAGGGGUAAUUGCGGCAUAAAUACUUAAUGUUUACAAAUUUAUACACUUAAAUACCUAAAGUUUUUUUUUUAUGGCAAAACCACCUAAUGUUAUAUUUUAGUGUCUACCGUUACCACCACUCUGUUAAAGAGUUAAAACAGAGACACGUGGAUGACCAAAAUUUGUAUGGUUUUUUUUUUUUUUUUUAAAAAAAAAAAAAAAUCUAUUAGUUUGUAAGAAAAAAGCUUGAUAUAAACAUUUUAAAAAGAAACAUUAAAUUGAUUAACAAACAAAAAUCGAUAAAUAAACAUAAAAUACAAGAUUCUUUUCUUCAAAACCUAAAAAGCUCGUUCUCCCAAUUAAGAAGACGAACGAACGCCGGCAGUUGAGAAGACGAAUGAACGUGGACUGAGCUUUCCACCUUGUGCUGAGGACGUCAAAAUCGACAAGGGUGGCUUAAACUCAUGCAUCUCCGGCGGCUGCCUGGGGAAGACUCCCCUGGAUAUGACUUGGAAUAUGAGUUGUUCACAGUAAUAUUGCACCAUGGAGGAAGAUGGUACAAUCAUUUUGAAGAGAAAAAAUAUGAAGGGGGUGAGAUUGAUUAUUUUGAUUAUUGUGAUUGGCUAGAUUUCAGCAUGUCUGAAUUGGAGAAAUUUGCAGUGGCACUUGGCUAUGAUUUGCCUAUUCAACUUUGGUGGAGGCCAUAUGGGAAUUCGAUGAAAGAUGGUACACUGCUCAUUUCAGAUAAAGAGAUUAGUCUAAUGGCUUUUGAUAUGAAAAGAAGAAAAUAUAGAAAAGUUGAUAUCUUCCUAAUAGCAGUUUUAGAAAAUAGUAAUAUGAAGUCUUCUUGCACAAUUGGGGAGUUCCCUGAUGCUAAUGUGCUUGCUAAUAUUGUAGUGAAUCCACAACAUGAAACCCAAGAAGCCCAACAUGAAGAAUUGAAUGAAAAUGUCCACCAAGAAGCUAAUGAAGAUGUCCAUGAUCAAGUACAAAAGACUAGGCCUUGGAAAGGAAAGAAGAAAGUUGCCAUUGAAGAUGAUGAUGAAUUCGAAGAGGAAGAAUAUUCUCAUCACAAAGAACAUGAAAUUGAUUUAGAGAAUACUACUAAUCCAAGUAUAUGGUGGUCUUCAGUGACUGAAUUAUGCAAUGAAAAUCAUGGAGAUGAUUCUGAAGGAGUAAUAUCUGAAGAUGACUUGCACAGCUUGGAUAGCGAAGACGAAAAUAAUCCAAUUCGAAGGAGUGAGAACGAAUUCAACCCAAAGUCAAACUUUGAUGAUUUUGAGUUUAAGAGAUAUAUGCUAUUUCCUACAAUUGGCCAUCUAAGGAAUGCAUUGAAAGAGGUAUUUAUAAAAACAAAUAGACAGUACUCAUUUGUUUUCAAUGACAAACAUAGGCUCAGAGCCAAAUGCAAAGCUGAAGGAUGCAAAUGGUUUAUUUAUGCAAGAUUAGUAAGUGGGGAUAACAACACUGUUAGGGUUAACAAAUUGAAUAAUGAACAUGAUUGUGGCAUAGUCUUUGAUAACAAACUUGUCACAAGUUCUUGGUUAGCCAGUCAUUACUUGGAACAGUUUAGACUUAAUCCAAACAUGCAAUAUGAGGCCUUCAGGGAGAUGAUAUCUAAGUCUAAAUACAGUGACAUCUCAGGUUCUACAUUUUACAGGGCUAAGAAGAAAGCAAGAGAUUUGUUAAAUGGGUCGGUGAAGGAUCAAUAUGCAAUCCUUGACGAUUAUUGUAGGCAGUUGCUAGAAACAAACCCAGGAAGCACAGCUAUACUUAAAACUAGACUGAUUGAUGGGAAAAGAGUGUUUGAGAGGGUAUACAUUUGUUUGAAAGCCUGUAAAGAUGGAUUUAAUAAGGGUUGCAGGCCUCUCAUAGGAUUGGAUGGAUGUUUCUUAAAAGGCUAUUGCAAAGGUAUGUUGUUGGCUGCUGUUGGAAUAGAUCCAAACAAUUCACAGUUUCCUAUUGCUUAUGCAAUAGUUGAGAAAGAAAAUACAGAUUCUUGGACAUGGUUUCUAAAGCUAAUUGUUGAGGAUCUUAACAUUCAAAGGCCAAACAUCUUCACAAUGAUGAGCGAUAGGCAAAAGGGGUUAGAAAAAGCAUUGUCUGACUUAUGUGAAAGCUUCAACUCAGCAAUCAUGCCUGCAAGAGACCAAUCAAUAAUAACAUUGUUGGAAAAGGUUCGAUUUUGGCUUAUGUGUAGAUUUCGAAGGAAAAGGGAAAGUGUUAAGAAAUGGGUGGUUCCAGUUGAUAAACGAAUCCGUGACAUUAUUGAGAAAAAUAAGAAGGUGGCAACACACUGUAACUCUGUCCUGUCAGGAAAUGCAAAGUUUGAAGUGUCUUAUCUUGGAUCAAAGAGAUUUGUGGUUGAUUUGAAAAGCAAAACAUGCACUUGCAGAGGUUUCCAAUUGUCAGGCAUACCUUGUCCGCAUGCAUUGGCUUCUAUUAGGUCAUCGGGUUUGGAAGUCAUGGAUUAUGUUGAUGACUGGUAUAAGAAAGAUGCUCAUGUUGCUGCAUAUGCAGGGGUAAUUGAACCAAUGCCUAGUCCAGAUAUGUGGCCUGAAAUCGGUCAAAACCCAAUACUUCCACCUCCAGAGUAUAGCCUACCUGGAAGACCUAAGAAAAAAAGAAACAGAAGUAAUGAUGAACCUCCUGCUGCUGUUAUGAAUCAACCAAGGAAGAGUCAACAAAAUCAUUGCAGCAAUUGUAAGCAGACAGGACAUUCUAAAAGAACUUGUGAAGCCAAUGUUGUUACUAAGGAUAAUGCUCCAAAGAAGAGAGGCAGACCACCAAAGACUAAUCCAGAGCCUGAGACAGUGAAACGGAAUGCAAGGAGAAAGAAACAAAUUGCAAGGGAACAAGCCUCUGUAUCUCAACAACAAGAAGAUUGAAUUACUCAUGCAUGGAGAGAACUUUUUAGAUGUAUUUUGCUACCUAUGGAUAUCAUCUUCUUUAAUGUAUUUUUCUUAUUAUAAGACGCUAUCAUAUUUUGGAUGUAUUUUGGUACUAUGAGUAGCGUAAUUUUUAAUGUCUUUUUGGUUAUUGUAAGGAGCAAUGAUACUUUUGAUAUAUUUUGGUACUAUGGAUAGCAGGUUUAGUUAACAACUAAUUUUUUGAUCAA